Neofelis nebulosa (Clouded leopard) is the source of this 3116-nucleotide messenger RNA. RefSeq names its product phosphodiesterase 6B (gene PDE6B). The record is from RefSeq and is a predicted model, not a curated record. The transcript has 22 exons. Gene Ontology annotation, molecular function: protein binding; 3',5'-cyclic-nucleotide phosphodiesterase activity. Gene Ontology annotation, biological process: signal transduction; retina development in camera-type eye. Gene Ontology annotation, cellular component: photoreceptor outer segment membrane. The coding region runs from base 79 to 2721 and encodes 880 amino acids. NCBI's taxonomy places the organism in Eukaryota, Metazoa, Chordata, Mammalia, Carnivora, Felidae.
GGCAAGGGGGGCAAGCGUGGGUGAGUCAGCUGGCGUCCUCCCAGUCCUCAGUAAUCGUCAUUAAGAAAGGCUUUGCUGAUGACAGUGUUUGCUGGGAGUCUGUGUGUGCCUGGGGACCGGCCACGACUCCUGGACGGGCAGUGGGACACCAUGAGCCUCAGCGGGGAGCAGGUGCAGCAGUUCCUUGACCAGAACCCCAGUUUUGCGGACCAGUACUUUGGGAAGAAGCUGAGCCCCGGGAACAUGGCUGGCGCCCACGAGGACGGGCAGCCGGUGGACUGUGCCAGUUUCCGCGAGCUGUGCCAGGUGGAGGAGAGCACGGCCCUGUUUGAGCUGGUGCAGGACAUGCAGGAGAGUGUGAACAUGGAGCGGGUGGUCUUCAAGAUCCUGCGACGCCUCUGCACCAUCCUGCAUGCCGACCGCUGCAGCCUCUUCAUGUACCGCCAGCGCAACGGCGUGGCUGAGCUCGCCACGCGCCUCUUCAGCGUGCAGCCCGGCAGCGUCCUAGAGGACUGCCUGGUGCCCCCCGACUCUGAGAUCGUCUUCCCGCUGGACAUUGGGGUUGUGGGCCACGUGGCUCAGACCAAGAAGAUGGUGAACAUCAAGGACGUGACGGAGUGUCCCCACUUCAGCUCCUUUGCUGAUGAGUUGACCGAUUAUGUGACAAAGAACAUCCUGGCCACGCCCAUCAUGAAUGGCAAAGACGUCGUGGCCGUCAUCAUGGCCGUGAACAAGCUCGACGGCCCAUGCUUCACAAGCGAAGAUGAAGAUGUCUUCCUGAAGUACCUGAAUUUUGGCACGUUGAACCUGAAGAUCUACCACCUGAGCUACCUUCACAACUGCGAGACGCGCCGAGGCCAGGUGCUGCUGUGGUCAGCUAACAAGGUGUUUGAGGAGCUGACAGACAUCGAGAGGCAGUUCCACAAGGCCUUCUACACUGUGCGGGCCUAUCUAAACUGUGACCGGUACUCGGUGGGCCUCCUGGACAUGACCAAGGAGAAGGAAUUCUUUGAUGUGUGGCCUGUGCUGAUGGGAGAAGCUCAGCCGUACUCAGGCCCACGCACGCCCGAUGGCCGCGAAAUCGUCUUCUACAAAGUCAUUGACUAUAUCCUCCAUGGCAAGGAAGACAUCAAGGUCAUCCCCACACCCCCAGCCGAUCACUGGGCCCUGGCCAGUGGCCUUCCAACCUACGUGGCAGAAAGUGGCUUUAUCUGUAACAUUAUGAAUGCCCCCGCCGAUGAAAUGUUCAAAUUUCAGGAAGGGCCUCUGGACGACUCAGGGUGGACCAUCAAGAAUGUCCUCUCCAUGCCCAUCGUCAACAAAAAGGAGGAGAUUGUGGGGGUCGCAACCUUCUACAACAGGAAAGACGGGAAGCCCUUUGACGAACAGGAUGAAGUCCUCAUGGAGUCCCUCACUCAGUUCCUGGGCUGGUCAGUGCUGAACACUGACACCUACGACAAGAUGAACAAGCUGGAGAACCGCAAGGACAUCGCGCAGGACAUGGUUCUCUACCACGUGAGAUGCGACAAGGACGAGAUCCAGCUGGUCCUGCCAACAAGGGAACGCCUGGGGAAGGAGCCUGCUGACUGUGAGGAGGAUGAGCUGGGGACAAUCUUGAAGGAAGUGCUUCCGGGGCCCAACAAGUUCGACAUCUAUGAGUUCCACUUCUCUGAUCUGGAGUGCACAGAGCUGGAGCUGGUCAAAUGCGGCAUCCAGAUGUACUACGAGCUGGGCGUGGUCCGAAAGUUCCAGAUCCCUCAGGAGGUCCUGGUGCGGUUUCUGUUUUCCGUGAGCAAAGGGUACCGGAGAAUCACCUACCACAACUGGCGCCAUGGUUUCAAUGUGGCCCAGACCAUGUUCACUCUACUCAUGACCGGCAAACUCAAGAGCUACUACACAGACCUGGAGGCCUUCGCCAUGGUGACCGCUGGCCUGUGCCACGACAUCGACCACCGUGGCACCAACAACCUGUACCAGAUGAAGUCCCAGAAUCCCUUAGCCAAGCUCCAUGGCUCCUCGAUUUUGGAACGGCAUCACCUGGAGUUCGGGAAGUUCCUGCUCUCAGAGGAGACGCUGAACAUCUACCAGAACCUGAACCGGCGGCAGCACGAGCACGUGAUCCACCUGAUGGACAUCGCCAUCAUCGCCACGGACCUGGCGCUCUACUUCAAGAAGAGGACGAUGUUCCAGAAGAUUGUGGAUGAGUCUAAGAACUACGAGGACAGGAAGAGCUGGGUGGAGUACCUGUCCCUGGAGACUACGCGGAAGGAGAUAGUCAUGGCCAUGAUGAUGACGGCGUGUGACCUGUCUGCCAUCACCAAGCCCUGGGAAGUCCAGAGCAAGGUAGCUCUGUUGGUGGCGGCUGAGUUCUGGGAACAAGGUGACUUGGAAAGGACAGUUCUGGAUCAGCAGCCCAUUCCAAUGAUGGACCGGAACAAGGCAGCCGAGCUCCCCAAACUACAAGUUGGCUUCAUCGACUUUGUGUGCACAUUCGUGUACAAGGAGUUUUCCCGUUUCCACGAGGAGAUCCUGCCCAUGUUCGACCGACUACAGAACAACAGGAAGGAGUGGAAGGCCCUGGCUGACGAGUACGAGGCCAAAGUGAAGGCCCUGGAGGAGGAGAAGCAGCAACAGGAGGAGAGGACAACAGCCAAGAAAGGGGGCACAGAGAUUUGCAAUGGCGGCCCCGCCCCCAAGUCUUCAACCUGCUGCAUCCUGUGAGCUGCUCCGGGUGUUCGGACCGCUCUUUCAUCCCGUACACCUCCUGGGACUCCACCUCUAACCCUUUGCUACAGGUUAGGAAGCCCAAUGAAGUGACUGAAGACAAUUUUGAAUAUUUUGAAUUUUUUUUAAGGCUUGUGUUUUUAUAAAUGAAAGUCAACUAUGAAUAAUUUAAACACUUUAGCCUACCUUACGCUCAUCCAUCUUUUGGGUACAUAGCAAUACCACAGAGAUCUUCGGAAAGGGUCUGCGAACUGUGUCUGAAAGCAUUGGGUGAGAACAUUCACGACUGCACAUUUAUGUGUAUAUGGGCAAGUAAGAUACGUAGGUACCAUUGCCUGUCUGGUUUAAGGGAAAAUAGGACCAGAAAUUCAGAAUAAAAACAAAAUACAUCA